AGGGCUAGCGUGGUAUAUUUUAUUAAGAUCGUGCUCAGUGAGCUAGUCAGAGCGCUUAGGUCAAGCUCAGGGCGUGCUCAGUUCUACUCAGUGAGCAAAAAGCGGCAAGGACUGAGCACUAAGACGGAAAGGGAAGGCCAAGAAGUGGCAGAGGAAAUCAAGUACAUAGGUCCUACUGUGGCAAAUCACCAAUUUACUGGAGGUGGAGACUACUGGAUGAACUCAUUUGGCAGAUCUUGA
Molecule: messenger RNA, 240 nt
Organism: Penicillium paradoxum
Lineage: Eukaryota; Fungi; Ascomycota; Eurotiomycetes; Eurotiales; Aspergillaceae
Exons: 3
Source: RefSeq, a predicted model, not a curated record